Molecule: messenger RNA, 1447 nt
Organism: Pterocles gutturalis (yellow-throated sandgrouse)
Lineage: Eukaryota; Metazoa; Chordata; Aves; Pterocliformes; Pteroclidae
Gene: RASGRF2
Product: Ras protein-specific guanine nucleotide-releasing factor 2
Exons: 11
Molecular function (GO): guanyl-nucleotide exchange factor activity; protein binding
Source: RefSeq, a predicted model, not a curated record
CUAUUCAGAUAUUCUGAUUGAAAGGGAGGUGUUAAUGCAGAAAUACAUUCAUCUUGUCCAAAUUGUAGAAACUGAAAAGAUUGCAGCCAAUCAGCUUCGGCAUCAGCUUGAAGAUCAAGACACAGAAAUUGAAAGACUUAAAUCUGAGAUUAUAGCUCUCAAUAAAACAAAAGAAAGAAUGAGACCUUAUCAAGGCAACCAGGAAGAUGAGGAUCCAGAUAUUAAAAAAAUCAAAAAGGUCCAGAGCUUUAUGCGGGGCUGGUUAUGUAGAAGAAAAUGGAAGACUAUUGUCCAGGAUUAUAUUUGUUCUCCCCAUGCGGAAAGUAUGAGAAAAAGGAAUCAGAUAGUUUUUAACAUGGUGGAGGCUGAAUCUGAAUAUGUGCAUCAGCUUUACGUUCUUGUGAACUGUUUUCUGCGGCCCUUAAGGAUGGCUGCAAGUUCAAAGAAGCCACCUAUCAGUCACGAUGAUGUUAGUAGCAUUUUCCUCAACAGUGAAACAAUCAUGUUUCUUCAUGAGAUAUUUCACCAAGGCUUGAAAGCAAGAAUAGCUAAUUGGCCUACCUUAAUCCUAGCUGACUUAUUUGACAUUCUGCUGCCAAUGCUGAACAUAUAUCAAGAAUUUGUUCGGAAUCAUCAAUAUAGUCUACAAGUACUGGCAAACUGUAAGCAAAACAGAGAUUUUGACAAACUCUUGAAGCAAUAUGAAGCCAACCCAGCAUGUGAGGGGCGAAUGCUGGAAACUUUCCUUACUUACCCCAUGUUUCAGAUUCCUAGAUAUAUUAUAACACUUCAUGAACUCCUGGCUCACACACCACAUGAACAUGUUGAGCGAAAGAGCCUUGAAUUUGCUAAAUCUAAACUAGAAGAACUUUCAAGGGUGAUGCAUGACGAAGUGAGUGACACAGAAAACAUCCGCAAGAAUCUAGCCAUAGAAAGAAUGAUAGUAGAAGGCUGUGACAUAUUACUAGAUACCAGCCAAACUUUUAUACGCCAAGGUUCCCUUAUUCAGGUCCCUUCAGUUGAGAGAGGAAAACUUAGUAAAGUUCGUCUGGGAUCAUUAUCUUUGAAGAAAGAAGGAGAAAGGCAGUGCUUCUUAUUUACAAAACAUUUUUUAAUUUGUACAAGAAGUUCAGGAGGAAAACUGCACCUUCUAAAGACAGGAGGUGUUCUGUCUUUAAUAGAGUGCACACUGAUCGAGGAGACAGAUGCGAGUGACGAUGAUUCAAAAGGUUCUGGACAAGUGUUUGGACACCUUGAUUUCAAGCUCGUGGUUGAACCUACGGAUGCUCCUCCUUUUACUGUUGUCCUUUUAGCCCCAUCGCGACAGGAGAAGGCUGCAUGGACAAGUGAUAUAAGUCAGUGCAUUGAUAAUAUAAGAUGCAAUGGUUUAAUGACCAUAGUGUUUGAAGAAAACUCUAAAGUCACGGUGCCACACAUGAUCAAGUAA